AUUUGAAUAUUAAAUAAAUAUCACAUUUUAAUCGCGCAGAUUUUUUUAAAUUUUUUUGAGGACCCUAUCCGAUGACGGGAGGAUAAUGUCCUCUCCUCUGCGCUCCUGCGAUGAAGACGAGGGCAUGGUGGUUAAUUCCGAGGGAGGAGAUUUUGAUGAAGACGACGACGGAGAGCUGCUGGACGAGAACGCAAGCGACAUAAACUCGCCGGCGGCGCUUCGGGAAACUGCAACACCGGCCGCGCCAGACGACGAAAUAUUGGACAGAGAGAUCCCGUGCAGGAAGAAAGGCCGGCCCAAGAAGAAGAAGGACGCGAAGAAGAAAGACCAAGAGGGGAAACCGGUCAAAGCAAAAAAACGAAAAAAGAUCGACAGCGAUGUAGAACAAAACUCAGACAGAGAACGAGACUAUGGCGAGAACUUGGACAGCGCAGCCAGCAACUAUGGCUCUGGAGAGAAAAAGAAGAAGAAGAAGCACAAAGAAAGGAGUGAGAAGAAAACCAAGAAGAAGAAAAAAGACGAUGCAGAUCAAGACAGUAGCCAGGAGGAAACAACAAAGCAGCCUGUAGAGCAGAAGACUUCUGCCCAGCUGGCCAGGGAGUGGGGACUGGAGGAUGUUGAUCAUACCUUCACAGAGGAGGACUACAGGGAGCUCACCAACUAUAAAGCCUUCAGCCAGUUUAUGAGGCCGAUGAUAGCCAAGAAGAACCCGAAGAUCCCCAUGUCAAAGAUGAUGACCAUCCUGGGGGCCAAGUGGAGGGAGUUCAGCUCCAACAGCCCUUUCAAAGGCAAUGCCGCUGCCAUAGCAGCAGCUGCUGCCGCCGCCGCCAUCGCUGUCGCCGAGCAGGUCUCUGCAGCAACCGCCUCGCCUGAGCCACCGCCUCAACCGCCACCAAUCAGAAAGGCCAAGACGAAAGAGGGGAAAGGUCCAGGAUACAAGAAGCGCAGCAAAAGUCCUCGAGUGCCUGACAAGAAAAAAGCUGCGGCCAAGGCUAAGAAGAUGGCGCCCAUUCGUAUAAAACUUUUACCUGUAGGUGCCAAGAGGAAGAAGAGCUGCUCUAGCGACGACUUGGAAGAGGAUGAGUCUGAGCAGGAGGACUCCAGCGUCCACAGCUCCUCCGUUCGCUCCGACAGCUCCGGCCGAGUGAAGAAGAACAAGAGAGGACGGCCUGCCAAGAAGAAGAAGAAAAUGUCAGUUCCAGGUGAGGAGGAGGGCGACGGCUAUGAGACGGAUCACCAGGACUACUGCGAGGUGUGCCAGCAGGGGGGUGAGAUCAUCCUGUGUGACACGUGUCCUCGAGCGUAUCACCUUGUUUGCCUUGAGCCAGAGCUGGACAAGGCUCCCGAGGGGAAGUGGAGCUGCCCCCACUGUGAAAAAGAGGGAAUCCAGUGGGAGGCAAAAGAUGAAGACUUUGAGGACUUUGAGGAGGACAGCGAGGACAGAGUCAUAUCUGAGGUGGGUGUCCCCACGGGGGCAGAGGAGGAAGACGACGACCACAUGGAGUUCUGCCGGGUGUGUAAAGACGGAGGAGAGCUGCUGUGCUGCGACACGUGCACGUCCUCCUACCACAUUCACUGCCUGAACCCGCCGCUGCCCGAGAUCCCCAACGGAGAGUGGCUGUGUCCUCGCUGCACGUGCCCACAUAUCAAAGGGCGGGUGCAGAAGAUCCUGCACUGGCGGUGGGGCGAGCCUCCGCUUCCCAUUCCUGUCCCGCCUCCUCCUGACGCCCUCCCCGAUGCCCCCCCGCCUCCCCCAAUGAAGGGCAGAGCUGAGAGGGAGUUUUUCGUGAAGCUGACCAGCCAGUCGUACUGGCACUGCACCUGGAUCACCGAGCUGCAGUUGGAGAUCUUCCACUCUGUGAUGUACAGAAACUACCAGAGGAAGACCGACAUGGACGAGCCCCCCAGCCUGGAUUACGGUUCAGGUACAGAGGACGAGAACGGAGUGGGGAAGAGCGAGAAGAGGAGAGCCAAAGACCCGCAGUACGCCAUGCUGGAGGACAAAUACUACAAAUACGGCAUCAAGCCCGAGUGGAUGAUGAUCCAGCGCAUCAUAAACCACAGUGUGGACAAGAAGGGGACGUACCACUACCUGGUCAAGUGGAAAGACCUGACCUAUGACCAGUGUACCUGGGAGAAAGACAACAUGGACAUCCCGGACUUUGAGCUCCACAAAACCAACUACUGGAGACACAGGGACGCCAUCCUGAAGGAGGACAUGGACAAACCCAGGAAGAUGGCGAGUAAAGACGGUGAGGGCGAAGAAGAAGAGUCUCCUGCCUCACCCCUUACUGAUCUUACAAUAAAAUACGAGGAGCAGCCGGACUUUGUCACAGCGACGGGUGGCACGCUGCAUCUGUACCAGCUGGAGGGCUUGAACUGGCUCCGGUUUUCCUGGGCUCAGGGCACUGACACCAUUCUGGCCGAUGAAAUGGGCCUUGGCAAAACCAUCCAGACCAUCGUCUUUCUGUAUUCACUUUUGAAAGAGGGUCACACUAAGGGUCCGUUCCUGGUCAGUGCGCCCCUCUCCACCAUCAUAAACUGGGAGAGGGAGUUUGAGAUGUGGGCGCCUGACUUUUAUGUGGUGACGUACACGGGAGACAAAGACAGUCGAGCCAUCAUCCGAGAGAACGAGUUCACGUUUGAUGAUUCGAUCAAAGCAGGAAAGAAGGCCUUCAAACUGAGGCGAGAGGCUCCGAUUAAAUUCCACGUACUCCUGACCUCCUACGAGUUGGUGACCAUUGAUCAAACGGCGCUCAAGUCCAUCGACUGGGCCUGCUUGGUGGUGGAUGAGGCUCACCGACUGAAGAACAACCAGUCAAAGUUUUUCCGGCGGCUGAACGACUACAAGAUCGACUACAAGCUGCUGCUGACAGGAACUCCUCUGCAGAACAACCUGGAGGAGCUGUUCCAUUUGCUCAACUUUCUCACACCCAAUCGUUUUAAUAACCUUGAGGGCUUCCUGGAAGAGUUUGCCGACAUCUCCAAGGAGGACCAGAUCAAGAAGCUCCACGACCUGCUGGGCCCUCACAUGCUGCGGAGACUCAAAGCCGACGUCUUUAAGAACAUGCCCUCCAAGACGGAGCUGAUUGUCAGAGUGGAGCUGAGCCCCAUGCAGAAGAAGUACUACAAGCUGAUUCUGACCAAGAACUUUGAAGCGCUCAACUCGAAAGGUGGAGGAAACCAGGUCUCUCUACUCAACAUCAUGAUGGACCUGAAGAAGUGCUGCAACCACCCUUACCUCUUUCCCGUCGCCUCCAUGGAAGCCCAGAAAACGCCCAGCGGUGCGUACGAAGGGUCGGCGCUAACAAAAGCCUCAGGGAAGCUGACGCUGCUGCAGAAGAUGCUGAGGAAACUGAAGGAGCAGGGACACCGAGUGCUGGUCUUCUCUCAGAUGACAAAAAUGCUGGAUCUACUGGAAGACUUUCUGGAUUAUGAAGGCUACAAGUACGAGAGAAUCGAUGGGGGCAUCACAGGAGCUCUGAGGCAAGAGGCCAUCGAUCGAUUCAACGCUCCCGGAGCUGGUCAGUUUUGCUUCCUGCUCUCCACCCGGGCGGGUGGUUUAGGCAUCAACCUGGCCACGGCGGACACCGUCGUCAUCUUCGACUCAGACUGGAACCCUCACAACGACAUACAGGCGUUCAGCAGAGCUCACCGCAUCGGGCAGGCCAACAAGGUGAUGAUCUACCGCUUUGUGACGCGAGCCAGCGUGGAGGAGCGAAUCACUCAAGUGGCCAAGAGGAAGAUGAUGCUGACUCACCUGGUGGUGAGGCCCGGUUUGGGCUCCAAAGCCGGCUCCAUGACCAAACAGGAGCUGGACGAUAUCCUCAAGUUCGGGACAGAAGAGCUCUUCAAGGACGAGGGAGAAGGCAUGAAGAACAAUUCAGGGGAUAAAGUGGAGGACGAGGGCAACGUCAUUCACUACGACAGCACCGCCAUCGAGAGGCUGCUGGACCGGAGUCAAGACGCCACGGACGACACGGACGUCCAGAACAUGAACGAGUACCUCAGCUCCUUUAAAGUGGCUCAGUACAUGGUCCGAGAGGAGGACAAGAUUGAGGAGAUCGAGCGCGAGAUCAUCAAACAGGAGGAGAACGUGGACCCGGACUACUGGGAGAAACUGCUGCGGCACCAUUACGAGCAGCAGCAGGAGGACCUGGCCAGCAAACUGGGUAAAGGCAAGAGGAACCGUAAGCCCGUCAACUACAACGACGCUGCGCAGGAAGACCAAGAGUGGCAUGCUGACAUUUCAGAUAACCAGUCCGAGUACUCUGUGGGCUCCGAGGAAGAGGAUGAAGACUUUGACGACAGGCCAGAAGGUCGGAGACAGUCGCGCCGUCAGCUGAGGAACGAGAAGGAUAAACCUCUGCCUCCUCUCCUGGCCAGAGUGGGAGGAAACCUGGAGGUUCUGGGCUUUAACACGCGGCAGCGCAAAGCUUUCCUGAACGCAGUGAUGCGCUGGGGCAUGCCGUGUCAGGAUGCCUUCUCCGCUCAGUGGCUCGUUCGAGACCUCAGGGGAAAAUCUGAGAAGGAAUUUAAAGCUUAUGUGUCGCUCUUCAUGCGUCACCUCUGCGAGCCGGUCGCUGACGGGGCUGAGACCUUCGCUGACGGCGUCCCGAGGGAGGGCUUGUGUCGCCAGCUGGUCCUCACCCGUAUUGGCGUCAUGUCACUAGUCAAGAAGAAGAUCCAGGAGUUCGAGCACAUUAAUGGGCGGUGGAGCAUUCCAGAGCUUAAACCUGAGGUCAGCGUCGACAAAUCCUCCCGAGCCUCGUCUCCUGCUCUGAAGACCACCACGCCCACUCCGGACGCCAGCUUCAACACCACGCCAUGCACCUCCGAGCCAGGUAACCAAACGAUACACGACGCAGGUCCAGGAGGGGGCGCUGCAUCCCCACGAGGCUGGUUUUGACCUUCUGCGAUGUGUUUGUGUGAACACGCACAGCCAC
This is a messenger RNA of Nematolebias whitei (Rio pearlfish), 4946 nucleotides long. RefSeq names its product chromodomain helicase DNA binding protein 3 (gene chd3). Gene Ontology annotation, biological process: chromatin remodeling; negative regulation of transcription by RNA polymerase II. Gene Ontology annotation, molecular function: ATP binding; DNA binding; ATP-dependent chromatin remodeler activity. The record is from RefSeq and is a predicted model, not a curated record. Gene Ontology annotation, cellular component: NuRD complex; chromatin; nucleus. The transcript is spliced from 30 exons. NCBI's taxonomy places the organism in Eukaryota, Metazoa, Chordata, Actinopteri, Cyprinodontiformes, Rivulidae. The coding region runs from base 86 to 4909 and encodes 1607 amino acids.